CUUGGUCCCUGACCCUGUCUCUGCAUCCCUCUGUCUCCACACAGCACCCCUCCCUCGCCUAGCUGCGCGCACAAAUAUAUGCUCGCCCAUCUUUGUGGACGACUUGCUUGUCAACACUAAGCCCUUAGGAUCAUAUACAGCGUAAGCCUUGGCCAUGUGAGAGAUGACUAGCUCGCCGAUGCAGAGCUCAACCUCGGCUCGGGGAACGGACUCACGCAAGUCUUCCGAUGACAGCCCUCCCACAUAUCCGAACGCAUAUCUUUUACCAGCACCGUCACCUCCUUCGCGCACCAAGCACUUGUCGAUGUCGCUCAAGGCAGCUCUCGAGCAGGCCGAAAAGCCGAUGGCUCCCGCUCCGCAGCGCAGUGACGCGCGCGCCUCCGCUCCUGGACGGAGUCUCUCCUUACAUCGUAAAGAUCGUCUAUCACCUAGAGAUGGCGCAGCGAUCCAUACCGCAAGACAGACACCUAGAGCUAAGCUCCAGAAGCCGCUGCCGAUGAGGACGUUGAUGCACUCGCCUUUGCUCUCCCUCACCGCUCAGCCGAAGACUUGUCAGACGCAGUCCGAAAAGCUGGCACCCACUGCUACUGUGCCGAUCACAUCCAUGUUCUCUGGAGGCGGCGUCACAGCACCACGUGUGCAAGGCGGCAACAGUUUUUCGCCUCGUAUGGAAGAAGAGCAAGAUACUAUUUCUUGUCACGUUGGUAUCAAGCGACCCCUGGAGAUGGACAACGAUCUGCUCGAACGUCAAGAAGAGAAGAAGCAAGUUUCUUCAGUUGCUCGACGCGCUCCUUCGACUUUUUGUCGAGUCGCAACUCCCACAAGUACGCAUUCAGCCCCUCGCCUAGCAUUUAAAGCCUCAUCUCAGGCCUCGAGAACGCCAUCUCGGCCUUCGUGCAGUCCUUCCAGCGUGUUGCAAGGGAGCAAGAGUGAGCCCCGCGCGCACAGAACUUCGUCGACCACUUCGCCGCUGCAAGAGCGUGGUCAGCUUCGAAAUCUUACUUACUAUCCGCCACAUGCCUCAAGCACCUUGGAGCUUACUGAGGCAGACGUAGCCAAGCGCUUGGACUUUACAUCUUGCCCGACCACCAACAACCGAACAGAAAAACGCGCGGCCCGACUGGAUGUCGACUUGGACACGCAGAGCAGCGACAGAUGGAGAGCGAUUCCUACCUCUACCGGAAAGGUUCUGGCGGAAAAGCCUCUCUGCGGCUCUGCCGGUCUAGCCGGUCUAGCCGAGCAAGCGCUGCUCAGAGCAUCCAACCGCAUUGGCAGCACGCCUACGCAAAGUGCACAAUUCACUAAAGGUCGCCAGGAAGCCGUCGCAGAUUCAGGAAAGCACGUCCGAUCCAAGAGCGCUAUUCGCAUGGGAAGGUGAGUCGCUGUAGAGCGUUCCGUCUCAUUGUGGGGGCCAUGGUUUGUCUGUCUAGCUAUGCUUAUUUGGCGCAUCGUCGCUGUAGCACGCCUAUCAGGGGCUGUCCCGACCCUCCGCCGUCGGCAAUGGAAGCCGCCACCCGUAUCAUCACAUCGUCACUUGAUGCGUAUGCCUCAACGGAGCCCACAGCCAUGCAGUGCAUCCAGUUCAAUGACGGCGAAAUGCGUGAGUCAUCUGACUAUCAAUGGAUGCGGUAACGUGGCUUGCGCUUAC
Molecule: messenger RNA, 1648 nt
Organism: Ceraceosorus guamensis
Lineage: Eukaryota; Fungi; Basidiomycota; Exobasidiomycetes; Ceraceosorales; Ceraceosoraceae
Exons: 1
Coding region: 164-1378 (404 amino acids)
Source: RefSeq, a predicted model, not a curated record